AUGGACUCGCUCAAUUCCACCUAUCCACAGCCAGCCAUGGCGACCUAUUCUGAUCUUCUCGACCUCGCCGCUCAGCAACAGCCUCAACUCUCCAGUCUUGAGCGGCUCUGGUGGGCGCACUAUGCCUUCUGGGACAAUAAUAUCCUCGCGACUGAUAUAGGAAUUAUCACCUUCCUCGCCCACGAAAUCAUCUACUUCAGCCGCUGUUUCCCCUGGAUCAUCGCCGACGCCCUCCCCAGCAUCUUCCUCAAAUACAAGAUCCAAGACCAGAAACCUCCUCCAUCCGCAGCAGAGCAAUGGGCCUGCACAAAGUACAUUCUCCUCAUCCACUUCGUCAUCGAGCUCCCCCUCAUCGUCCUCUUCCACCCCAUGAUGGAACUCUGCGGCCUGAGCUUCACCACCCCAUUCCCAGACCUCCGCACCCUCACCGCCCAAACAAUCACCUUCUUCCUCCUCGAAGACACAUACCACUACUGGCUGCAUCGCGCCAUGCACUGGGGCCCGCUCUACCGCUCCAUCCACCGCAUCCACCACCAAUACGCCGCGCCCUUCGGGCUAACAGCCGAGUACGCCAGUCCCUGGGAGACCCUCCUGCUGGGCCUGGGCACCAUCGGCCCCCCAUUGCUCCUGGGACUGAUGAACUGCAAUGUGCACCUGGUAACGGUGCUCGCUUGGGUCGCACUGCGGCAGUUCCAGGCCAUCGAUGCGCAUUCCGGCUACGAUUUCCCCUGGAGUCUGAGGCGGAUCCUGCCGUUCUGGGGAGGAGCGGAUUGGCACGAUGAUCACCACCGGUAUUUCUGGGGGAAUUAUUCCAGUUCAUUUAGGCAUUGGGAUGUGUUGAUGGGUACGGUUGCUGGUCCGGAAGCGAGGGAGAAGAGACGCUUGGAGCGAGAGAAGCGGCAGGCUUGA
Messenger RNA from Aspergillus udagawae, 909 nucleotides. Its product is annotated as sterol desaturase family protein. The coding region runs from base 1 to 909 and encodes 302 amino acids. The record is from RefSeq and is a predicted model, not a curated record. Lineage: Eukaryota; Fungi; Ascomycota; Eurotiomycetes; Eurotiales; Aspergillaceae. Gene Ontology annotation, biological process: ergosterol biosynthetic process. The transcript is spliced from 3 exons. Gene Ontology annotation, molecular function: iron ion binding; C-4 methylsterol oxidase activity.